AUGAUCCGCCUCCUCUGUCCUUCAGCACCUCCUCAGCACCUCCCCAGCACCUCCUCAGCACCUCCCCAGCAACUCCCCAGCACCUCCCCAGCACCUCCCCAGCACCUCCUCAGCACCUCCUCAGCACCUCCUCAGCACCUCCCCAGCACCUCCCCAGCACCUCCCCAGCAACUCCCCAGCACCUCCUCAGCACCUCCUCAGCUCUACAGCAGAGAGGAAGACUCAGACCCAGGUCCUGCUGGGUUUGGAGCCUGCUCCGGGACCAAAUACCAACAUUUUAGUGCGUCCCGGCUACAGACAGAGAGGCAGUGA
Molecule: messenger RNA, 312 nt
Organism: Knipowitschia caucasica
Lineage: Eukaryota; Metazoa; Chordata; Actinopteri; Gobiiformes; Gobiidae
Source: the annotation of a GenBank genome assembly